This is a messenger RNA of Dracunculus medinensis (Guinea worm), 705 nucleotides long. The record is from the annotation of a GenBank genome assembly. NCBI's taxonomy places the organism in Eukaryota, Metazoa, Nematoda, Chromadorea, Rhabditida, Dracunculidae.
AUGCGGAUAUUUUAUUCUUCAUUUUUAAAAUUGUCGUUUUAUUUGGUUUCAAAAGAAAAAAUUUUUUUUCAACUUGAAAAGAAGGCAAAAGUCGUAAAGCAAUCAAAGAAUGACGCAAAAAUUGCUGCAAAGCAAUCGAAGAAUGAUGCAAAAAGUGUUUCUCAGUUGGGAAUUAAAAGAAAAGCUCUUGACGAAUCAGCAGUAACCAAUCUUAAUAAAAAGGCAAAGGUACAAAAAAUUUUUAAUUUAGAUAUCUUAUCCGAAGAGCAACGGCGUAAAGAAGCAAGAGAUAAAUGUUCGCUAUUUGUUGCUGGCAUUCCUAAGAAAACGAAGGCACAAGAUUUAAAAAGUUUUUUUGGUUGGCUUAUUUUUGCUGAUGAAACACAUUGUGACAAAGCAUAUGAUGCAAUAUCGAAACAAACAUUGAAGGGAACGCCAAUCAAAGUCGAUUUUUGUGGCGUAAAAUCAAAAAUGAAGAAAGAAACACAAUUGCCAAUUAAUCCACUCGAAUUAUAUAUAAGUGGUUUUCCACCUAAUACAACGAAAGAACAAAUUUUCAUUUGUAUUCACUUUAUUUUCAGAUUUUGUUUUGUGACAUUUGCUAAUGAAGCCGACGCAAAAGCUGCUUUUGAUAAAGGGAAAUCUUUAAAAAUUGGUGGCCAACCUGUUGACGUAUUUUAUGCCAGAAUAAAAAAAGGUGAUUAG